Molecule: messenger RNA, 1290 nt
Organism: Humulus lupulus (European hop)
Lineage: Eukaryota; Viridiplantae; Streptophyta; Magnoliopsida; Rosales; Cannabaceae
Product: protein FAR1-RELATED SEQUENCE 5-like
Exons: 2
Coding region: 1-1290 (429 amino acids)
Biological process (GO): regulation of DNA-templated transcription
Molecular function (GO): zinc ion binding
Source: RefSeq, a predicted model, not a curated record
AUGCCGUCAGCAGUUUUGAUGGACGGUUGCAAAGCAAUGAACAAAGCACUGGAUAAUAUUAUGCCUGGUGUUCCACAUCGUAUUUGCUCGUGGCACAUACUAAAAAAUGCAAUGCACCAUGUACACAAUAUAGCAUUCCAUCAAGAAUUGAAGAAAUUUAUUUUCAGGUAUUACAAGGAGGAAGAAUGGGAGGAUAAUUGGAAAGUGACUGUGAAUAAAUAUAGAUUGACAGGAAAUGCAUGGGUGGAAGCACAAUAUGGCACAAGAAAGCAGUGGGUAGAUACUUUUCUUCGUGGUAUUUAUUUUGGUGGAGCUACUGCUACCGGUAGAUGCGAAUCUAUGAAUGCAUUCUUGAAAAGAGAUUUUCAAAAUAAAAUACCAUUGUGGAUGUUUAGACGACACUUUGACCAUGCUUUAUCUAUGUUGUGUUACAACGAGAUGAAAGAACACUACAAAACUAAUUUGACUGAACCGGUUUUGAACCAGACAACUACUCCGUGUGUGGAGGAUGAAAUUUCUUCAAUUUUCACAAGGGAAAUUUUUACAAGGAUAAGAAAGGAGAUAUGGCGUGGCGAUAAUUAUAUUGUCCCAAAGGAUGAUAAGAUACCAGGCUACACUCUUUGUUUGGUGAAAAAAUAUAUUGGUUAUGGAUUAAAGCGCAAAGUGUUAAUCUCCAACGAUGGGGAUGAUGUGCGAUGUGGUUGCUAUUCUCUUGAGACAAAAGGAAUUCCAUGUAGACAUAUUUUUAUUUCAUUGAAGAAUUUGGAGAGAAGAAGUUUGCCAAUUUGUUUGGUAAAUAGACGUUGGCUAAAAGAUGCUAAAGAAGUUCAACUGUUAACUCAAGGUAAUGAAAGAAAGUGUCCUCAUCCUGAAGUUAUUGAAAAUUCUAGGUACGGUGGUGUAACCACACAAACUACUAUCACAUCGUACCUUGCUACAAGAUCGCGAGAAGCAUUUCAAAAGGCUAUGAAAGUUAUAUCAGAGUUGAAUGCAGAAUUGGAAAAAAUGCCACCAGAUGAAGAGUUAAAACAUCCUCAAAAUGAUGAAGGAGUAUUUCCUAAUAAUAUUUUGGACUCUCAGAUUAACAAAACAAAAGGCAGACCAACUACAACCAGUUUGUCGAAAUCAUUCUCUGGAGGUGCAAAGAAGAGAAAACCAAAAAAAUCGCUAUUACAUUGCAAGUAUUGUGGUGAGGUUGGACAUGAUUCAAGGAAUUUUCCUAUGCAGCCAAAGUCCACUACAAAGAAAAAUGGUCAUUCGAAGAAUAAGAAGAAAAAAAUUAAUCCAUGA